AUGGGAGGUAAUUCGUCUCAAGAAGCAGUGCAGUCUUCAGAAGAUCUAAAAAUCAUUGAGCAUUUCGAGACUUACUACAAUAAGGCAACUACAGAAGAACAAAAGAAUGAGAUCUUAAAGCUGCUAUAUGAUAGUUUUACUCAUCCUAAAUAUUUUAAGGAAAAUAUGGAUCUCUUCUUGAACAAAAUUAGCGAUGAGAAGCACAGAAAAAUUAAAUAUAAGAAUUUUGCCUUUCUCAUGGAAUUGUUUUUAAACGGGAACGAAACUACAGAUAACACUGUUCUCGCACUUGAUGUUUGCAAGGAGCUUACAUAUCACCCCCUUACAUGGCAAGAAUUAUCAAAAUCAAAAUUUAAAUUUGCCACAAUUGAAAAUUCAAAAGAGAUAAUACAUGAUGCAAUCCUAGAAGUAUUCUAUGUAAAGAAGAUGUGAGAAUACAUUGAUAUUGUUGAAAAGAAAUUUCUGAGAGCCAAGAGAAAAAGAAAUGAGGAAGAAGCAGACAAUCCAGAAAAUGAAAGAGCUAAAUAAAUUAUUUUACACUAUCUCUCAAAAUAUCAAAUUAUCACUGUCUUUCAAAGAUAUUUACAACAACAGAUCAUCUCAGAAAGGAAAGUUAAAGUAUUUAUGCGAUAAUAUGGACAAUUUCUUGAAGUUCAAAAGCAAGGUGAAAAAUACUUCGAUCACUUUUGAGAAUGCUGAUGAUCUCCAAUUAUUAACAGUUAAGAGAUACUUUAGUUCUGGGUUAUUAAUUAUGCUGAUUAGAGUUAUCAUGAACCAUAAUUUCUCUCUAAAUUCUCUUCAGAAUAAAAAAAUUUCUCAAGAAAUUAAGACCCAAGGUUUUGAAGUUCUUGAAGAAUGUAUUGAUGUCUUGUUGAGACUGUGCAAGAUGAAAUCAGAUUUUGUUAACAAGAAAAUAUAUUUGCACCUUAACUUUGUGCAAAUCCUACUGUACAUACUUGAUUGGAAUGAAGAUAGCAUAGUUGGAAUCAGAGUGAAGAUCUUAAAAUGCUUAAAAAGUCUUACUAACAACAGGGCAGUAUUUAAAGAUGCUGAAUUAUUACCAAUGGCUCUUAAAGUUCUCUUGAAAGCUACUAAUACUGACAAUAAAGAAUUAGUUGCUCUGAGUCUUGAAUGAGUCAUCAACAUCAUCAUACUUGAAAAAUCUCCUCCAGAAGAAGUUUCUGGAGUUAAGUCUAGCUCUGAUAAUGGAGGUGCAUAUGAAGAGCCAAUGUCUGGCUCUCAAGGUGCAAAAUAUCAGAACCUCAACUCAAGAGUGAGAUAUAAACAAAGUGCAAUUACUCAGUUUGAAAAAUGCAUCAAUAAUUUCAAAUUGUCUGAGAAAGAAAAGGAAGAUCUAUAUAUUAACAAAGCAACAAUCAGCGAAGACACAAAGCUCAAAGAGCAAAUUAUCUUUAAUUGAAGAGUGGGACUAUUCUUGAUGUGUAAAGAAGCUCAUUCGUUAAAAGAAAUCUUUAAAAUGAAAGGAAUUAAGAACGAUAUGGACCAUAAAGUCAGAUUUUCGAAAAUAUUACUGAACUACUCUCUGGAAGCCCCAAAUUCAGGGUUAGGAUCAAGCUUCAGAGUAUUUGUGGAGCCAUUUUUCUACUUGCUAAAUGUUGUUAUCCACAAGGAAAAUCGACUUUAUUUUCACCAUAAGCCAGCAUAUUACAGAGAUAUUCUCAAAAGUAAGGUUCAUCAAAAAGAAAAUUAUCAUGAAACGAAAGUUGAUGAGAAGAAUAAGAAGGAAGAUGAAAAUAAUUUUGAUGAUGAGUUCUUUGAAGAUACAAAUCAAAACAGCCAUCAAGAAGAUAUUAAAGAGGCUUGCAAUCAACUCUUAGAAGAAAGAAGGAGUAAGUAUAUAUCUAGAAGACCCAACAACUCUUCUGAAGAAGAAAAAUCAAUUAAAGAGGAAUAUGACCCAAAAAGAGACGAAGAAAUGGAAAAAGAAAGAAGUUUCUUCCUGGAGAAUAAGGAAAACUUUAAUGAGAUCGAGAGUAAUAUUCUUACAAGUCUAAGCAGGAUCUCCCUUCAAAGAGAAAGCCAUCCUAUUAUACUUCAAAAAAUUGAGGAUAAUACUUCAGACAAAAGAGAAUCAAGAUAUUAUAUUGAAAGACUCAUUUAUUUUAUCCAGCUCUCUGUAGAUCAGCUUAAGGAGAUUAAAUAUUGCAAAGGAAAGAAAUUAACAUAAUAUUUAGAGCAGUUAGGGUUCAAGAUAUACUAUGCAAAAGUUAGCUG
This is a messenger RNA of Moneuplotes crassus, 2235 nucleotides long. Lineage: Eukaryota; Ciliophora; Spirotrichea; Euplotida; Euplotidae. The record is from the annotation of a GenBank genome assembly.